CCAUGAGAGGCUCUCUCUUAGCUUAGUGGCUUUAACACCCAGACGUGUACUUCAAACGUGCUCCCUUUGUCUGCCGCCCUCGUCUGCUCGUUGUGCAAAAAUUUGAUCUCAGAUAGAUACUAGGGUAAAAAGUUCGACCAUAUUUUUCAGCGCGUUCAAUACCUAUACGAUUCCCAUUCAUUUUCCGCGGAAUUUGUCAAUUUAAUGCAAUUCUUUUUUGUAUCAUUUCAACCUCGAAAUUUAUUCAGGCACACAGUACUUAGAGUCUGACCACUUCAAAAAAUUGAACAUUGGAAGAGCGAUAGUUAUAAUAUCAAUAAGCCCGAUUGUUUGCCAUGUAUUCGUCCUCUUUAUGUAUCUACGCGUUGUGUUUCUCCAAGUUUUCCUCUUAGUCUGUCGACAGCUUGUGAUCAGAUAAACUUCUGUGAACAGUGUUAAAUUACCGUACAUUUUUUCCUCACCUUCUUACUCUCAUGUAUUAAGACUAUCAACGCCUUUGUCGCAUUCUCACGUACAAAUUUUCACCCACGUCAUUAGUGUUCUCAGAAGCUAGAUGUGCGAAGCGCUUCCCCUGACAUUUUUCAACACUUCGUAUCACCAGGUCUCACCAAGGUCAAAUUUCAGAACCGCCGUCAGAGGCCAGUCGGACGUUCAGCUUUUGACCGCGAUAUACGGCCUUGUCCGCCAUCUUUCUUUUUAGAUACGUAAGCAAACCCUACGUCGCUUAUACGUGUGCCGUGUUUGCUCGGGCAUCUCUCACAAAACCUCUGUGAAGUUUCUUUCUCGUUAUAUUUGUCUCGCGGAGAGGACGUCGGAAGAGCUGCACAUAAAGAUGAAUCGGCACGACUCGUCUUCGGACAGCAGCGACAAUGGCGAAGUCAGCUGCACCUCUGCGAAGACCCUCAACUUCUCGUACUUGAUUCUAGAUUCUCACGCUCUCCAUCACCAGUUCGACUACAUCUGCCAUGAGGGUGAAAAGCGGGCGGAAAAAAUCGAAACCAUGUUGCUCUACCACAACGUGCUUCAGGUUAUUCCUCUCAACAUCGUCCGCUUCACCAACCUCCGGGUCUUGAACGUGAGCAACAACCGGUUGACCGAGCUUCCAGAGGCCAUCACCAAGUUCCCCUUGACCACCCUCGUCGCCAAGAACAACCUGAUCGAGAACAGCGGCAUCCCUAAGAGCCUCGCCAACCUCAACCAGUUAAGAACCUUCAACAUGAGCGGCAACCGGUUGGACGUCUUCCCCCAUCAGCUCCUCGAUGUACCGUCCAUCAAGUACUUGUACCUGGGAAGUAACCAGAUCCAGGAACUCCCACGGAAAAUCUGUGUUAUGCAACAACUAAAAAUUCUGUACCUUGGAGGCAAUCGGCUGACAGAAUUACCAGACUGCGUAGGCACAUUAAAUGAUUUGGAAGCUUUGAUACUCAGUGACAAUCAACUGGAAAAUCUUCCCGCUAGUGUGGCAGACCUUAAGAAGUUGAAAUCCUUGCUCCUUCACAAGAAUCGACUGCGAGCCUUGCCCACAGAAAUCAUCGCAUUGAAGUGCCUCUCAGAGUUGAGUCUCCGAGAAAAUCCAUUGGUCGUUCGGUUCGUUGCGGACAUGACUCACAACCCUCCUUCGCUAAUGGAAUUGGCAGCACGCACGAUAAAAAUACACAACAUGGAGUACAAAAACGAAGGACUGCCCAACCACCUCAUCGAGUACCUCAACAGCGCCCACCACUGCGUCAAUCCCAAAUGCAGAGGAGUAUUCUUUGAUAACCGGGUGGAACAUAUCAAGUUUGUCGACUUUUGUGGAAAGUAUAAAGUACCUCUGUUGCAGUAUUUAUGCUCCUCUAAGUGUAUAGUCAGCAAUUCUGCCAUCCAAGGAGAGAGCACAGAUAGUUACAUGAUGAAGAAAGUUCUGCUCGGAUAAAUCAGAUAUGGAAAACGAGUCAAACCUGUGCAAAAGCAGAUGCUUGCUCACGUUUUGUUUUGAUUCCCCUUAUUUUUUGAAAAAUGUCGGCUUGGAAAAUCAGCGAGAAAAAAAAGCAGAGAAUAAUAUUUUAUUUUCUUAUUUACAUUUCCUAUUGGUAAAAAUGCCCUUCAGAAUGAAUUAAGUAUGUCAAAUUACAGAGACAAAAAAAUAAACACAAAAUACAAAUAAAACAAUUGAAGAU
This is a messenger RNA of Bemisia tabaci, 2159 nucleotides long. RefSeq names its product leucine-rich repeat-containing protein 58. The record is from RefSeq and is a predicted model, not a curated record. Gene Ontology annotation, cellular component: cytoplasm. Lineage: Eukaryota; Metazoa; Arthropoda; Insecta; Hemiptera; Aleyrodidae. Gene Ontology annotation, molecular function: protein binding.